AUGACUCCCAUCCCAGUCAUUAUCGAUACGGAUCCUGGUGUAGAUGAUGUUAUUGCUAUUUUGCUAGCAAUAACGUCACCAGAACUGGAGAUUGUCGCAUUCAAUGUUUCUUAUGGUAACACCGAUUUGGAGGCUGCUUACCUCAAUAUCUUCAAGGUGUACCAAACCAUUGACCGUCACCUGGCACAAUACCCUUCACAUAAAGACCGUUUUCCGAAUUUUAACUCUAAGAAAAAGCCCAUAGUCUCAAGGGGUUCCGACGCACCGCUCUUCGGAGACGUUCGCCUUGCACAAUAUUUCCAUGGAAGAGAUGGACUUGGGAAUAUAACAGACCGUCAUCCAGAACUAUCCGUAGAGUCUGGGCUAUUGGAAGAGAAUCCAUACCUCGAGAUAUCCAAAAAGUCUGGCGUAGACCUUGCACUCGACAUCCUCAGGGAACGUCCUGCUAGAACUGUGACCAUUAUUGCUCUUGGCCCACUCACUAACCUAGCUCAGAUGAUGCGCAAAGAUAGUCAGCUUGUUGUCAACCGCAUUGGUCGGGUCAUAUGCAUGGGCGGUGCACUUGAAGUACCCGGAAAUACAACUGCAGUGGCUGAGUUUAACUUUUUUGCGGAUCCAUACGCUGUCAAAGAACUGCUGAUAUCUACGCCUCUCCAUAAGGGUAUUCCUCUCAAUCGCUUUCUGCUCAUUCCUCUGGACAUAACAACACCGCACGAACUCCCAUUUCCAUUCUAUAAAGAGCAUGUUGACCCUGCGUUUGAAAACACCAAAGCACCAUCUAUCCCUGCCACCAAAUCUCCCAUAGUUCAUUUUACAAGUUCCUUUUUGGAAAAGACACGCGAGGUCAUGAUAGCCUUCGGCAAAGAUGCUAUGGAACUCCAUGAUAUUGUAGCUGUUUGGUGUGCAAUAGCAAACCCACCUCUUACGAAUGAGGGGCCUGUAACUCUCGCGUCAGGUUGGCGAGGUUCUCGCCGUGUUUUUGACGUCGAAAGAACGGGAGAGCUUACUAGAGGAAUGUUGGUCGUCGAUAGGCGCGAAGACGAGUCUGCUUAUCCACUUGGCGCAAAUCGGUCCGAAGCACAGAGGGAUCCAAAUGACUCGCGUCAUAUAGAACACCAUAUCGAACAUAAAUUUUCCGAUGAAAGCAGAGGCGUUUUGGUUAUAAAUGGAACCCCUGGUCCUAAAACCUUACUGAACAUCUUGCUUAGACGAGUAUGGGGCUGUACAUAG
Psilocybe cubensis is the source of this 1230-nucleotide messenger RNA. RefSeq lists its product as uncharacterized. Gene Ontology annotation, molecular function: purine nucleosidase activity. Gene Ontology annotation, biological process: purine nucleoside catabolic process. Gene Ontology annotation, cellular component: cytosol. Lineage: Eukaryota; Fungi; Basidiomycota; Agaricomycetes; Agaricales; Agrocybaceae. The coding region runs from base 1 to 1230 and encodes 409 amino acids. The transcript has 8 exons. The record is from RefSeq and is a predicted model, not a curated record.